Messenger RNA from Saxophila tyrrhenica, 846 nucleotides. RefSeq lists its product as uncharacterized. The coding region runs from base 1 to 846 and encodes 281 amino acids. The record is from RefSeq and is a predicted model, not a curated record. The transcript is spliced from 2 exons. Lineage: Eukaryota; Fungi; Ascomycota; Dothideomycetes; Mycosphaerellales; Extremaceae.
AUGGCCAACUACGGAACCGUCUCACAGCAGGACACGCCAUCACAGAAUGGCAAUGCCCGUCCAGAAGACGAGGAGACCGCAGCUCUGCUUGGCGGGAAGCCUCAGAGCACCAGCAACAGCAUUGGGAAGCGCUUUCGCAGGCAUAUGAGCGGCAAUGUGAGCAAUGCCUGGGGAGACCUUGCUCUCCUCUUCUGCUACAUCAUCACCGGCUUGUUGGACAGCUGCAGUGUCUUCAUAUGGGGCAGCUUCUUGAGCAUGCAGACUGGCAACACGAUCUACCUUGGCCUCGGGGUGGUAGCUCCCUACGAGUCCAACCGCUGGCUGCGCUCGGGCAUCUCGAUCAUCUGCUUCUGCCUCGGAUCGUUCUUCUUCGCCCGAUAUCAUCGAUACUUUGGUGGCCGCAAGCGAUGGGUUCUGGUCUCAUCCUACGUCCUCCAGUUGAGUCUUAUCAUCGCUGCCGCCCUCAUGGUCACUCUGGGCCCAAAAACUGGCACCUCGGGACCCGUGAGUGUGUGGAUCGCAGUCCCUAUCGCCAUGAUCGCCUUCCAGUCUGCUGGCCAAGCAGUCACCAGCCGUGUGCUCUCUUUCAACAGCAUGACUGGUGUAGUGCUGACGAGCAUCUACUGUGAUCUCUUCUCGGAUGCGAACUUGUUCUCGCCACCCAAAGCAAACGCGGAGCGGAAUCGCAGAGCAGCAGCACCCAUCCUCUUACUGAUUGGAGCCUGCUUUGGAGGUCUGUGGGCUCACAGCGAGACUGGUCUAGCAGGUGCUCUCUGGACGGCUGUGGUGCUGAAAGUGUUCGUGAUCAUCGCUUGGUGCUGUUGGUCGGCAGAGAAGGAGACCUGA